AUGCCUUUAUCACAGCGUAAGCUAACCAUCAUCUUUGGUAUUUUAGCUACGGUGACAGUCGCCGUAGUCAUACUUUUGAUUCCAGUCUAUAUGAGGAGUAGACGUAACAACAUACCAAGUGAAACUACAUUAUCAGCAACUACAAGUACAAGUACAAGUACUGCUGAGGCAACUACAAGUACAAGUACAAGUAUUGCUGAGGCAGCUACAAGUACAAGUACAAGUACAAGUACAAGUACUGCUGAGGCAACUACAAGUACAAGUACAAGUAUUGCUGAGGCAGCUACAAGUACAAGUACUGCUGAGGCAACUACUGAUCCUAAUUUGACUAUGUUCAACAAGAUUACCACAGCGAAUGGAAUUUCCUCACUAGCGAAUCUGUUGACGACGAAACUAGUCACUAGGAAAAGUACAUCAGCUCCUGUAGGUACAACUAAUCCAUUAAACACAAGAUUGGCCUCAUCCAUAGAUCCAACAACUGCCGCUUCAGAAGCGUUAACAACCGAUGAAACGACACCUACUAUCGAAGAAAUAUAUUCUAACAAUACCGUACCAAUCGACCAGGCUAGUGUCGUGACUGAUUCAAAUGAGGAUUUACGUGAGACAACGGCAGCAAUUGAUAGAGAAGCCAGUGAAAUGAGCACACGCUUUUAUACUUCGGAAAUACCAUCGAACGAAUCAUCGAUGAUGAUCGAUACAACUGCCCAUCAUUUGAAUUUAACUAAUAUAUCGGAAGCCGUCUCAUUUGGAACGAUAACUAUGACCAGCAUAACGAAAGUUCACGAAACUUCGACUGACACUUCGAAUACAUCUGCACAAAUACUGCGUACAAUACCAACCAACACAACAUUAAACGUCGAAACUUCAAUUCCGGUUACCUCUGAUGCAAAAAAAACAAUCAUCACUACAUCUCAGCGAAUGUCAUUAGCAAACAAGAGCAUGAAUUCAACUGAAAUUUUUUCUUUGAAACAGAGAACUUCAAUACUAACAACAGCAAUUUUGGCUGCACAAUGGAGCACCAUAUUAACCUCUACAACGGAAACACGUCUAUCUACAGCAAACAUCAAUUCAACUUCGUUCUAA
Molecule: messenger RNA, 1083 nt
Organism: Adineta ricciae
Lineage: Eukaryota; Metazoa; Rotifera; Eurotatoria; Adinetida; Adinetidae
Source: the annotation of a GenBank genome assembly